Molecule: messenger RNA, 2945 nt
Organism: Neofelis nebulosa (Clouded leopard)
Lineage: Eukaryota; Metazoa; Chordata; Mammalia; Carnivora; Felidae
Gene: ABCF3
Product: ATP binding cassette subfamily F member 3
Exons: 21
Coding region: 55-2184 (709 amino acids)
Molecular function (GO): ATP hydrolysis activity; ATP binding
Source: RefSeq, a predicted model, not a curated record
CGGGUCUUGGCUGAGGUCUAACGGCGCCUGCGCGGACGGGAGCCCUACUGGAACAUGGCGACUUGCGCUGAAAUCCUGCGGAGCGAGUUCCCUGAAAUUGACGGACAGGUCUUCGACUACGUGACGGGCGUCUUGCACAGCGGCAGCGCGGACUUCGAGUCUGUGGAUGACCUGGUGGAAGCAGUGGGGGAACUGUUGCAGGAGGUGUCCGGGGACAGCAAGGAUGACGCGGGCAUCAGGGCUGUGUGCCAGCGCAUGUACAACACUCUGCGCCUGGCUGAGCCACAGACCCAGGGAAACAGCCAGGUGCUACUAGACGCCCCCAUCCAGUUGUCAAAGAUAACAGAAAACUACGACUGUGGCACCAAACUUCCAGGACUGCUAAAGAGGGAACAGUCCUCGACAGUGAAUGCAAAGAAGCUAGAGAAGGCUGAGGCUCGACUGAAGGCAAAGCAGGAGAAGCGCUCAGAGAAGGACACACUCAAGACCAGCAGCCCUCUAGUCUUGGAGGAGGCAUCAGCCAGCCAGGCAGGCAGCAGAAAGGAGAGUCGGUUGGAAUCAUCUGGCAAGAACAAAUCCUAUGAUGUUCGAAUUGAGAACUUUGAUGUGUCUUUUGGCGAUAGGGUACUGUUGGCUGGAGCAGAUGUGAACCUGGCAUGGGGCCGCCGCUAUGGACUGGUGGGCCGAAAUGGGCUGGGGAAGACAACACUCCUGAAGAUGUUGGCCACUCGGAGCCUGCGGGUUCCAGCCCACAUUUCCCUGCUGCACGUGGAGCAGGAGGUUGCUGGAGAUGACACCCCUGCCCUUCAGAGUGUGCUAGAGAGUGAUACCGUGAGAGAGGACCUUCUGCGGAGGGAGCGGGAGCUCAGCGCCCAGAUUGCCACUGGCAGGGCUGAGGGCUCAGAAGCUGCACAGUUGGCAGAAAUAUAUGCCAAACUGGAGGAGAUUGAGGCCGACAAGGCACCUGCCAGGGCAUCAGUCAUUCUUGCUGGGCUUGGCUUUACCCCUAAAAUGCAGCAGCAGCCCACCCGGGAGUUCUCAGGUGGUUGGAGGAUGAGACUGGCCCUGGCCCGGGCCCUGUUUGCUAGGCCAGAUCUUCUGCUGUUGGAUGAACCCACAAACAUGCUGGAUGUAAGGGCCAUCCUGUGGCUGGAGAAUUACCUGCAAACAUGGCCCUCUACAAUCCUGGUUGUCUCCCAUGACCGCAACUUCCUGAAUGCCAUAGCCACAGACAUCAUCCACCUGCAUAGCCAGCGGCUAGAUGGCUACCGGGGAGACUUUGAGACCUUCAUCAAGAGCAAGCAAGAGCGGCUGCUCAACCAGCAGCGUGAAUAUGAGGCACAACAGCAGUAUCGCCAGCAUAUCCAGGUUUUCAUUGACCGAUUUCGCUACAACGCCAACAGAGCUUCUCAAGUGCAGAGUAAACUCAAGAUGCUGGAGAAGCUACCAGAGCUGAAACCUGUGGACAAGGAGUUGGAGGUGGUGAUGAAGUUCCCUGAUGGGUUUGAGAAGUUCUCACCACCAGUUCUACAACUAGAUGAGGUGGAUUUCUACUACGAUCCUAAGCAUGUCGUCUUCAGCCGUCUAUCCGUCUCUGCUGAUCUCGAGUCCCGCAUUUGUGUGGUUGGGGAGAAUGGUGCUGGUAAGUCUACCAUGCUGAAGCUGCUUAUGGGGGACCUGGCCCCUGUCCGGGGCAUCAGACAUGCUCACAGGAAUCUGAAGAUUGGCUAUUUCAGCCAGCACCAUGUGGAGCAGCUGGACCUGAAUGUCAGUGCCGUGGAACUGCUGGCACGCAAGUUUCCCGGGCGGCCUGAGGAGGAGUAUCGUCACCAGCUGGGCCGGUAUGGCAUCUCUGGAGAACUGGCCGUGCGCCCUGUUGCCAGCUUGUCUGGGGGCCAGAAGAGUCGGGUAGCCUUUGCUCAGAUGACCAUGCCCUGCCCCAACUUCUACAUUCUGGAUGAACCCACAAACCACCUGGAUAUGGAGACGAUUGAGGCUCUGGGCCGUGCUCUCAACAAUUUCAGGGGCGGUGUGAUAUUGGUAUCCCACGAUGAGCGCUUCAUCCGGUUGGUGUGCCGGGAGUUGUGGGUGUGCGAAGGCGGCGGCGUCACCCGGGUCGAGGGGGGGUUUGACCAGUACCGCGCCCUUCUCCAGGAACAGUUCCGCCAUGAGGGCUUCCUUUAGGGUCACCAGGCCGAGGACUGUGCCCAGGACAUGGACUGGUCUCUCAGACCCCUGGGCCGCGAUAUAGGCAACCAUCUCCAGGCCACGGACUUCCCCCAACUUUGGGGACAGCCUUAUUUCCAAAUCUCCUUUUAACUGGAGCAUCCUCUGCAUAACCCAGGGAGCCCCGUCUAAGUGUCUGUGAGGACUGGUCUUCAAGGGAAGGGGUGGGGGUGCCCUCUGGUUAUAGAUCCCCCCAACUGCCCCAGCUCUGACUGGGCCCCAAGUGGCUGCUGUGUAAAUUAAAUGUCCCCCUGCAUCUCCCUGGCCUCAUCUCUGCUGCUCAUUGGCAGGGCUGCAGCACUUGCCCAGUGUUAAGGGGCGUGGGCUCUGAGGUUUGGGCUUUUCCUGUAACACUUAUAUCAGUCACAUGACCAGGUCCAUGUCAGCACCAGUCUUGCUCUGGAAGGAGGGGUCAUUAAAGCCACUGGGGCUCAGAGAUCACCUGCCUUACUUUGGGUGGCCUGAGCUGGUGGAAUGAAGGGCAAUGUAUUACAUCACUGGGGUAUACUAUUCCCUAUAGCCUGGGCUCAGCUGCAGCAGAAGGGGGCUUGGUUUGUGCUGCCUCAGUCCCACUGCUUGGAGGAGUGAACUGAUUGUGUAACCUGGCCUCCAGCAUGGUUUGUCAACUGCUUACUCCUGUGGUCUCUGACUUGGGCUCACCUUGCUUCUCUGAUCCUCGGCUGGAGCUGAAGAGAAACCGAGAAACUAUCUUUGUCCCA